This is a messenger RNA of Brassica rapa (field mustard), 3132 nucleotides long. RefSeq lists its product as uncharacterized. The record is from RefSeq and is a predicted model, not a curated record. Gene Ontology annotation, molecular function: zinc ion binding; nucleic acid binding. Lineage: Eukaryota; Viridiplantae; Streptophyta; Magnoliopsida; Brassicales; Brassicaceae. Gene Ontology annotation, biological process: DNA integration.
AUGGAAACUUUGAUGAUCAAGGCUGAUGUAGACGAGCCCAAGGACGCCACUAUGGCUAGGUUCCUCUCUGGCCUUAACCGAGACAUCCAAGACCGUAUGGAGCUUCAAGAGUAUGGUAGUGUGGAACAGAUGCUACACAAGGCCAUCUUGAUCGAGAAACAAGUUAAAAGGAAGAGUUUCUCAAAGCCGGCCAUUACCUCUAAACCGGCCUACUCUCCUAGACCGGCUUUUGCUCCUAAGCCAAGCUACCAAGACAAAGGUAAGUCUUCUUCCACAACACAUAAUGCUUUUAAAACUGAUGUCCCUGCUCGUGAUGACAAAGGAAAGGCAGUUGAUACUUCUGGCCGAGCAAGAGACAUUAGGUGUUUCAAAUGUCAAGGUCUAGGACAUUUUGCCAAAAACUGUCCCAACCAACGAGUGAUGAUUCUUACCGAGAAUGGAGAAGUUGAAUCUGAGGAUGAGCAGGAGAACAAAGAAGAUCUUCGUCCUAUCUUUGAUGAAGAGGACAAGUCCUUUGGAUAUCCGCAUCAAGGGCCACUACUCGUUGCUAGGAAAGGCAUGGUCGAGUCUAUUUUCGAUGAGACGGACGACCGCUUGGUCGAUGAUUCCGACCCAGCCUUUGAUGAUGAGUCCGACCCGAUCUAUGAUGAGGAGCCUUGCUUCGACUAUCCAGCUCAUGGUCCUCUACUUGUCACAAGAAGAACUCUGAGUGUCCAACCCAAAAACAAUGAAAAGGAACAAAGGGAGAAUCUCUUUCAUUCUCGAUGUUUAGUUUCUGAAAAGGUUUGCUCUUUGAUUAUUGAUGGUGGGAGUUGUACUAAUGUUGCUAGUGACACUCUUGUCAGGAAACUAGGACUUGCUACUCGGCCUCUCUCUCGUCCUUUCAGGUUGGAAUGGCUAAACGAGGCUGGAGAACAGUAUGUGAAAGAGCAAGUCACUGUCCCUAUUACCAUUGGCCGAUAUGAGGACGAGGUCGUUUGCAACGUUCUUCCUAUGGACGCAUGCCACAUUCUCUUGGGCCGGCCAUGGCAAUUUGAUAAGAGAGCCGUGCAUGAUGGCUUCACAAACCGACACUCCUUUGAUCAUAAAGGGAAGAAGAUCACGCUUGUUCCUUUGACACCUUUGGAGGUUCAUCAAGAUCAGAUCCAGCUCAAGAGGAACCGUGACAAGGAAACCAAGCCAGAUGAACCUGAAUCAUCCCAACGGAACUCCAAUUUCUAUAUCAAACAAAAUGAGAAUCCUAAGGGAUUACCUCCAGUACGAGGCAUUGAGCAUCAGAUCGACCUUGUUCCAGGCACGUCUUUACCAAACCGGCCAGCUUACCGUACCAAUCCGGUAGAGACCAAGGAACUUCAGAAACAGAUUGGUGACCUUCUUGAGAAAGGCUACAUCCGGGAAAGCCUCAGUCCUUGUGCCGUUCCUGUCCUUCUCGUGCCCAAAAAGGAUGGUUCUUGGUGCAUGUGUGUGGACUGUCGUGCCAUCAACAACAUCACAGUAAAGUAUAGGCAUCCCAUCCCUAGACUAGACGACAUGCUUGAUGAGUUGCAUGGAUCAUGUCAUUUUGUUGUUGUCUACUUUGAUGACAUUCUUGUCUAUAGCAAAAACCUUGAAGAUCAUAAGAUGCAUCUCAAAUCUGUUCUUGAAGUUCUUAGGAAAGAAAAACUCUUUGCCAAUCUUGGUAAAUGCUCUUUUGGAACAGAUCACGUGGUGUUCUUAGGUUUUGUUGUAGGUGCUGAUGGACUUAGAGUGGACGAGGAGAAAAUCAAAGCCAUCCGAGACUGGCCAAGUCCUUCGACCGUGGGCGAGGUAAGAAGCUUUCAUGGUCUGGCCGGUUUCUAUAGACGGUUUGUUCCGGACUUCAGUUCCAUUGCUGCUCCUCUGACUGAAGUGAUCAAGAAGAACGUCGGUUUCAAAUGGGAACAAGCCCAAGAAAAAGCUUUUCAGAUGUUAAAAGUGAAGUUGACUCAUGCUCCUUUACUUGUACUUCCUGAUUUUUCUAAAACUUUUGAGAUUGAAUGUGAUGCUUCCGGAGUUGGGAUUGGUGCUGUCUUGAUGCAGGAUAAGAAACCCAUUGCUUACUUCAGUGAGAAGCUUGGAGGUGCCACACUCAACUACCCCACCUAUGACCAGGAGCUAUAUGCUUUGGUGAGAGCUCUCCAAACGUGGCAACACUAUCUUUGGCCUAAGGAGUUUGUUAUCCACACGGACCACCAGUCCUUGAGACAUCUUAAGGGUCAACAGAAACUGAACAAGAGACACGCACGUUGGGUUGAGUUCAUUGAGACAUUUCCUUAUGUUAUCAAGUACAAGCAAGGAACCAGAUUGAUGUUCUCUACGACUUGUCACCCACAAACUGAUGGCCAAACUGAAGUAGUGAAUAGAACUUUGUCUGCAUUGCUUAGAUCAUUGGUUAAGAAAAACCUUAAGCAUUGGGAAGAAUGUUUGCCUCAUGUUGAGUUUGCUUAUAACCAUGCUAUGCAUUCUGCUACAAAGUUCUCUCCUUUUGAAAUCGUUUAUGGCUUUAAUCCCUUAUCUCCACUUGAUCUUUUGCCUUUACCUUUGAGUGAAAGAGUUAGCACAGAUGGCAAAAGGAAAGCAGACACUAUCAAGAAGUUACAUGAGCAGGUUCAUGCAAACAUUGCAGCCAAAACCGAAAGGUACAAAAGAUAUGCCAACAGGAAGAGAAAGGAGGUGAUCUUUGAGGAGGGUGAUCUUGUUUGGGUUCACUUGAGGAAGGAACGGUUUCCAGAAGAAAGAAAGUCUAAACUUAUGCCUCGAGUCGAUGGUCCAUUUCAGAUCCUUAGAAAGAUCAAUGACAAUGCCUAUCAGCUUGAUUUGCAAGCUCGAUUGGCUCGUACCGCAUGUACCGACGACCGUGCUGAUGAUCUCUCUACCUUGUUCGAUCCAAUCAUGGACUUUUCCUUUGGACAUUUCUCUAAGGCAAGGAUCCUUAAGCUAUCAGAAGACUUGGGAUUUGUUGGAACGCAACUUGUCCGAUCAGAACGCCCCGCGGCCUUAGCAGAACGUCUUGCGGCCCUUGCUGAUCGUCCCGCCAAUGUGACUGUCCUUACCACCUUGGACUUAGCCGGUUCGAUUGCAUCUGGAUGGAAGCCGAUCAGUCACAUUAAUUAA